Messenger RNA from Arachis ipaensis, 1477 nucleotides. NCBI's taxonomy places the organism in Eukaryota, Viridiplantae, Streptophyta, Magnoliopsida, Fabales, Fabaceae. The record is from RefSeq and is a predicted model, not a curated record.
AUGGUGCAUUUGGAGGAUAAGGAACAAUACAUUUUUUACGAAUAUAGAGAUUCCUCAAACAAAACUAUUCCAAGUGAAGAAAGUUCAAAGGAUGAGCAAAGGAGAAAGCUUGCUGUGGCAAUUUCAGUUAGCUUUUUCUCGGUUCUUAUGAUUGUUUUAACUUUCUAUUGGAGGAAAAAAAAGCUUAGAGGAAAUAUACCACAAGAAAAAGGAGAUGAUGAAGCCCAUGAAGAAAAACUUGAGCUUCCAUUAUUCGAUUUUACCACAAUAGUUCAUGCCACUAAUAACUUCUCAAGUGACAAGAGGCUUGGCCAAGGUGGUUUUGGGCACGUGUACAUGAUACAGGGUACAUUAAUUGAUGGGCAAGAGGUUGCUGUCAAAAGAUUGGCGCAUAAGUCUGGACAAGGAGUAAGAGAAUUUAAGAAUGAAGUUAUAUUAUGUGCCAAACUUCAACACCGCAAUCUUGUUAAGGUUCUUGGUUGUUGCAUCCAAGGAGAAGAAAGAAUAUUAAUCUAUGAGUAUAUGCCCAAUAAAAGUUUAGAUUCCUUUCUUUUUGGUAUGUUCUAUUCUUCUCGAGAACUUCUUGAUUGGAUGAAACGAUUUAACAUCAUAUUUGGAAUUGCUCGUGGACUUCUUUAUCUUCACCAAGAUUCAAGAUUGAGAAUUAUACAUAGAGAUCUUAAAACAAGUAAUAUUUUAUUAGACAAUGAGUUGAAUCCAAAAAUUUCAGAUUUUGGAGUGGCACGAAUGUUUACUGAAAAUCAAAUGGAAGCAAAUACAAAAAUAGUUGCAGGAACAUAUGGCUAUAUGGCACCAGAAUAUGCAAUAGAAGGGAUAUUUUCUACCAAAUCUGAUGUUUUUAGCUUUGGAAUAAUAUUAUUAGAGAUAGUAAGUGGACGGAAAAAUACAGGAAUUUUUUAUCCUAAUCAAGGAUUCAAUCUUCUAGGACAUGCAUGGAGAUUAUGGAAAGAAGAAAACCCAAUGAAACUAGUAGAUGCUUGUUUGGAAGACACUUUUACAAUUUCAGAGGUUCUACGUUGCAUACACAUUGGUCUUUUAUGUGUGCAAUUGCAUCCUGAGGAUAGGCCAAACAUGGCAUCGGUGAUUUUGAUGCUUACCAAUGAGAACACUUUGCCUCAACCAAAAGAACCUGGUUUCCUUAUAGAAAGGACGCCAAUAAUUGAAGAACAAAGUUCAUCUAAAAAUAUGACUAAUUCUUCAACUAAUGAAGUAACUGUGACAUUGUUAGAUGCCAGAUAAAAUUGUUUUUUCCCCAAGUCUGUCUUAGUUAGAAUAUAAAAAAUUUAUGUAAAUCACACACUCCACCUCCUCCCCUUCCCUAAAGCUUUCAAAAACCAAGUAUAUUUCUAGUUGAUUAGUUUAUCACAACUUGUUAUUGUUAAGGGUAUAACUAUUAUGGCCAAAUGAGUAAUAGCUCAAAUGGCAUAGUCUCCCCAUAUUCAAUUAAGAAGUUGCG